Messenger RNA from Gadus morhua (Atlantic cod), 4361 nucleotides. It is a transcript of the gene sox10, whose product is annotated as SRY-box transcription factor 10. Lineage: Eukaryota; Metazoa; Chordata; Actinopteri; Gadiformes; Gadidae. The transcript has 4 exons. The coding region runs from base 658 to 2136 and encodes 492 amino acids. Gene Ontology annotation, cellular component: nucleus. Gene Ontology annotation, biological process: enteric nervous system development; neural crest cell migration; peripheral nervous system development. Gene Ontology annotation, molecular function: DNA-binding transcription factor activity, RNA polymerase II-specific; RNA polymerase II cis-regulatory region sequence-specific DNA binding. The record is from RefSeq and is a predicted model, not a curated record.
CUUUUUCUCUCCCCUUUUUUUUCUUCCUGCGCGCGAACACAACGGAGCCUUUAAGGCCCUGAGACACAGAGCGGCCAUUCAUAGAUGGAGCGCGCGAGCGAGGCGGCUGCGGACAGAGACGCUGGAACCCCGGACACUCACGGACCCUCGCGCUCGGCGGGCGACCUCCUCCUCCACCACUGAAGGUUUGGUGACUGAAAAAACGACAACAAAAAACCGAAAUCCUGGGCAGAAUCACCACAAAGGAAAGGAGGGAAGGUUGAAACAAGGAGAGACGUGGAGGCAGAAAGGCCGACUGGCACAAGAGGCUCGUAGCAGGCUGGUAAACUGGGGUCCAAGGUACGCACCGAGCGUAUGAUACCAACAACACGGAUGGAAAGAACUUUAAUGUGGAAUCCUAAUCGAGUUUUAGAGCGAAGACUGAGAGUAGAGACUGACUGGCACUUUAUAUUAUAAAGCCUAGCUUCGGGAGCAGUAAGAGACACACCCAAGAGAGGCAAAGAUAGCUUAGCGUUAGCUCCUGACUUCCACAACAUUUCAGCCCUUUGAGUCAGAGAGACAACCCCUCGGAGCGAACCUUUGCUAGGCAUAGGAGUAGAACUAGAGUUCAGCAUACAGAUUCAAUCACUCACAGCUACCAGCGGGCGCACCCUGACCAUGUCGGGAGAGGACCAGAGUCUGUCCGACGUGGACUUGAGUCCGGGGGUCUCGGAUGACAGCCACUCCCUGUCACCAGGUCAUUCCUCCGGCCCCACGGGCCGGGCCGACUCGCCGCUGCCGGGCCAGCAGUCCCUCCUGGGCGGUCUGGGCGACGCCACCGCCGAGGGCCGGGCGGCCAUGAAAUCGGACGAGGAGGACGACCGCUUCCCCAUCGGCAUCCGGGAGGCGGUGAGCCAGGUGCUGAACGGCUACGACUGGACGCUGGUGCCGAUGCCGGUCCGCGUCAACAGCGGGAACAAGGGCAAGCCGCACGUGAAGAGGCCCAUGAACGCCUUUAUGGUGUGGGCGCAGGCGGCCCGGAGGAAGCUGGCCGACCAGUACCCCCACCUGCACAACGCCGAGCUUAGCAAGACUCUGGGGAAGCUGUGGAGGCUCCUGAACGAGAACGACAAGCGGCCGUUCAUCGAGGAGGCGGAGCGGCUCCGCAAGCAGCACAAGAAGGACUACCCGGAGUACAAGUACCAGCCCCGCCGCCGCAAGAACGGCAAGCCCGGCACCGGCUCGGGCAGCGAGGCCGACGGCCACUCGGAGGGCGAGGGCCCCCACUACAAGGGCCUCCACCUGGACGUCACUCACAGCGGGGCCCGCUCCCCGCUGACCGACGGACACCACCCACACGCCGCAGGCCAGAGCCCCCCAACUCCCCCCACCACCCCCAAGACCGAACUGCAUGCUGGGAAGGCCGGGGAGGGCAAGCGGGAGAGCGGCUCGACGUCGGGCUCCCGCGGCGGCGGUCUGGGGGCCGGAGCAGAGGGCCCAACGGGGGCUCCGGGCUCCGGGAAGCCCCACAUCGACUUCGGCAACGUGGACAUCGGGGAGAUGAGCCACGAGGUGAUGGCCAACAUGGAGCCCUUCGACGUCAACGAGUUCGACCAGUACCUGCCCCCCAACGGGCACCCGGGGGCCGGCGGCCCCGCGGGGCCCGGGGCCUCCUCCUACCCCUACGGCAUCUCCUCUGCGCUGGCGGCGGCGAGCGGCCACGCGGCCGGCUGGCUGUCCAAGCAGCAGCAGCAGCAGCAGCCCCCGGCGCACCACGCCUCCCCGCUGACCUCCGACCCCUCCAAGACCCAGAUCAAGAGCGAGGGGGCAUCCGUCGGCGGGGGCCACUUCUCCGAGGUGGCGUCGGCGGCGGGCUCCCACGUGACCUACACCUCGCUCAGCCUGCCGCACUACGGCUCCGCCUUCCCGUCGCUGGCGUCGCGGGCGCAGUUCGCCGAGUACGCGGACCACCAGGCCCCGCCGGGCCCCUACUACGCCCACUCCAGCCAGCCCUCGGGGCUGUACUCGGCCUUCUCCUACAUGGGGCCCUCCCAGAGGCCCCUGUUCACCGCCAUCUCCGACCCGGGGAGCGUGCCCCAGUCGCACAGCCCCACCCACUGGGAGCAGCCCGUCUACACCACCCUGUCGCGGCCAUGACAGAGACUCAACAGCGAGGGCCCGGACCGGCCUGGACCCGGGCCCCCGAGGGCCCACUACGGUCCACAGCAGGGGGAGUGGGCUGGCCCCGGGACGGUGCGGUGGGGAGACUGGAGGGGUGAGACCCUGGUCUUGCGUGGCCCAGGUGCGAAGGGGCCGCCGGGGCCCCACGAUGGGCCAGGGGCCCGGGGCCUCCGGAGCGUGGCGGGUUAUCUGGGCUAACGUUGUAGGACGUGGCUUCAGGGUGAAACCGAGGGAGGCUGCCUCCUACUGGGGGAGAUUGGCGUCCUGGGUAGGAGAGGUUGUCUCCUACUGGUUGACGGUUGGCAUCCUAGUUAGAGAGUCUAGUCUCCUAUUUAUGAAGCUUGGUCUGCUCCAUGGAGGAGGUUGUCUCCUAGUUUUGAAGAUUGUCUCCUAGUUAUGAAGCUUGGCAUCCAUGGACCGUACCAAACCCUACGUAGGUAAAGGGAUGGUGUCCAAGUUAGAAACAGCCAAACUCGUCGCAUAUCAGUGAUGGAGUUUGAGUGCAAACAGUUGGCGAUAUGCCUACUCAUCUCAGGCCGAUUUAGCAAGAUAUUCAAACAGGACCAGUUCUUAAACAACAUAAUCCAAGAAGUUUGCUUUGUUUCUUGUUCAACACAACAACACAUUCUGUUUGAUUAUAACUUCCACAAACAAAAGAAAUAGUAGUGUUCAUGGAACAUGUCCUCAAAGCGUACCUGUGUAAAACAAUGUGUAUUCAUUCUAUUUGAAAAAAUGUGAUGCAACUAUUAUCGAAUAACAUGUUAUACGACAUGUUUAUCUGUACAAACUGGCUGAAUGUGUGAUAUGUGUCUGAUUAUGUUCUUGUGAUAACCAAAAAUAACCAGAGACCAAACCUAAACGGUAAUGAAGCUGAUUAUGCUGAUGUUUCUGCAGCCGAGACAUGUCGUAGAGUAGGACUUCUCUCUGCUCUGAGGGCACUGAUGACCUUUGGAUUUGAUGUUUUUGUGAAGGACAUUCAUACGUUUUUAUUGUUAAACAAACCUUUUCUGUCUCCUAUUUCUUAAAAGUCACAAUUCCCUGAUUUUUAUGUUAUAGUUGACUUUACCAACAUUACUUUACUGGAGCACUGCUCUUGAUUUACUCUUGCAUGAAAUCUAAACUGUGUAUAUAUAUAUAUAUCACUAUUCCAUUUAAAAGCUAAAACUGUGGGAUUUAAGUUGUUUUUGAGGCCUGAUUUGAACAGUUGUUUUGAGUCCCAAGAAAGCAUCAAACACAGUUGCCAGAGAUUGAGAUAAACUUCAACAUAUGAUGUAAAAAAAAGGAUUUAAAAGGCGUUGUAGCUAAGAUUUAAGCGCUAUUGUUUGAGUGUACUUUGUUAGAAAUGGCAUAGCCAUCCGUCAGCAGCAAGCGGGUGAAAUGCACUGAGAAUGACUGUCACUGCGUCUGCGUCUGUGUGUGGCAAUUUAGAUUUAAGUCCGCUCCCGGGUAAUUUCUGGCGAAUCAGGGCAUCUCCUCCCCGAUUGUUUCAGGUAAACCAUCUUUCCUGUCAAUCAGGUGCAUGAACUGUAAUACUUCUCAACGCCAGCAAAACGUUGGGAGGAAGGGAGGCGAGGGAAGGGAUGUUCUUUGGAUUGUUCAGUUUCGGAAUAUCGACCUACAAAUCUCAAAUCGUCCCUACAGCCGCUAUAACUAAGAGCCAAUAGGUGAUAAAUACAUCUGAAUUUGAUCAUUGUGUUCACCACCUCCUUUUUAACGCAGACUUUAAACAGUUCUGUCCUUCUGGAAGGAUAUUCUUAGUGAUGAAAUGAUUCAUCCGUUCCAUUACACAGAUCUUUAUCAUGUGCUUAGCCAUAUAUACUUGAUGUACCUUCAUGGUUAAUUUGCUUGUGUGCUUUUUCCUUCCAACUCUAUGCGUUAGCCGCCUGUAGGAAGUGUUUUGUGUUUAUUCCAUACAUUAAUUGCUAUUUGUGUGAAGUGUGAACUAUUGUAAUUACUAUGGCAUGUAUUAUUAUUUAUACCUGCAGAUAGAUUGCUAUUUAUCUAUUCUUCCAUACAACACUGUUUUUGGACUUCAGAUUUCACCCUUGGAUACGUCCCCACUAUUGUCUUACUGUUGCUAGCCCGAUGCCACAGACCAACUGGUAGCCUAAAUUAAGUAGCAGCGGUAACGCUCUAGCCAUGUGAUGAUGGCUGCCGGCUAUCAUGCUGUUUUACUCAAUAAAAAUGCUUUUCCAAACCAA